UGGUAUUGUUUAAUAUUUUAUUAAGUACUAAAUGACACAAUGCACAGACUGUAUUUGAUUUUAUUAAUGAAACCGUCUUAUUUUAUUUCGGUCAUGCAAAUGUAUGUGUUUAAAACUUUGUUCUUUGGAAACUCUUGAUAAAAAAUGUUAAAGAAAACGGAUAUAUUGUGUUGAAUGUGUGUGUAUUGGUUUAUUGUUUACAUUGAGGUUUUAAAUCCUCUUUCGAUUCUGGUGCGGUUUAUCGUUUCCAGUCAAUACCGCGCACUUUCUGCGCACACGCUUACUUCCAAAGAUAGGAGUGUUGCGCCACAUACUUUUUUUUUUUUUUCUGCGCGUAUCGAGCGCAGUGUUGAUUCGCAGUAACUCGCCGAGCCGCUGUGCAGGAGCCGGCGGUCCUUCAGCAGAAGGUUGAAGGUAUCAGAGAAGAUGAAGCUGAUCCUCCUCUGGGCGCUGGUUUUACUCCUCCUGAACCAUGUCGUGGAGGCGAAGCAGAAAGACUUUUACACCUUUAAGGUGGUGAAUAGCAGAGGGAAAUUAGUUUCUCUGGAGAAGUACCGCGGCUCGGUCUCCUUGGUGGUAAAUGUAGCGAGCGAGUGUGGCUUCACUGAGGAACACUAUAAGGACCUGCAGCAGCUGCAGCGGGAUUUUGGACCGUACCAUUUUAACGUUCUGGCGUUCCCAUGUAAUCAGUUCGGCCAGCAGGAACCCGGCAGUGAUAAAGAGAUUGACAGCUUUGUGAGGCGAGUUUACGGAGUCUCCUUUCCGCUCUUCAGCAAAAUCGCUGUGGUGGGGAUCGGGGCCAACAAUGCCUUCAAGUACCUUGCAGAGGUAACCAGGAAGGAACCUGACUGGAAUUUCUGGAAGUAUCUGAUUGAUGUAGAUGGUCAAGUCGUCGGCUCUUGGAGUCCCAAAGUAUCUGUGAAAGAAAUUCGGCCGAAAAUCACAGAGAUGGUUCGCAAACUCAUCAUCAAACGCAAGGAAGAGCUGUAGACACACACACACACACACACACACACACACACACACACACACACACACACACACAAUCACAAACA
Messenger RNA from Silurus meridionalis, 1055 nucleotides. RefSeq names its product glutathione peroxidase 7 (gene gpx7). The coding region runs from base 427 to 990 and encodes 187 amino acids. The record is from RefSeq and is a predicted model, not a curated record. Lineage: Eukaryota; Metazoa; Chordata; Actinopteri; Siluriformes; Siluridae. The transcript has 3 exons. Gene Ontology annotation, molecular function: glutathione peroxidase activity. Gene Ontology annotation, biological process: response to oxidative stress.